AGAUCCGCAGGGAAAUGACUUGCCAGUUUCCAUGCCCCUGCGUGCGUGCUCCCGGGGGAGGGCGUGGAAAGGAUACAGGUAAGCGCCGGGGCGCGGCCGCCCGCCGCCGUCCCGGGCGCCCAGCACGUCUGCGGGUCCGGCGGCCACGCGCGCGCCUGCGCUCUGGGCUCUCGGCCUGCCCGCCAGCAUCCUUCACCUCAGCGCCGCCCGCAUGGCCGCUCGGCCUCUCUCGUCCUCUCCUCGGCGCUCCGGGCCGCGCGUCUGCCGGGCCCCGCGUCACGGGCGUCGCAGGCUCGGCUGCGGCAGUCCUGGCUUCGCAGCGGCUCCGGCGACUGUGGCGACGGCAGCGGCGAGGGCGGUGACCUCGCGGUGCGACGGCGGAGGUGGCGGCCGCGACCCCGCCGCAGCCAUCUUGACAACCAACCGACGCCGCGUCCUUCGCGACGGAAACCAGGCGGAACGCGGGGCGGGGCUGCGAGGGGGAAGCGGCCAAUGAGGGGCCGGCUCGCUCAAAGGGGCGGCCGAGGCAAGCGGAGGUGAACUGAGGUACACCGCAGUGUGAUGAGGUAAAUUGAGGCGAGCUGAGGUUUAACUGAAUUACGCAGUCAAGCUGAAUCAAACUGAGAUUACACCUUAUUAAGCAGAGGCAAACUGACACAAGCAGAGGUACCGUGAGGUAAUAUGGUGCAAGCUGAGGUUAAAGCGACUUACCAUUUACCAAGAUCCUUAUGUCCUUGAUUGGAUGCCAGAGUCUGCAAGUGGACCAUCACAGCAAAAGUGGCCUGAAAAGAAGUCCAGAUUUAGCUUAAUAAUCUCCUGGGAAGCUUUCAACUCUACUAGUCUCCUCUAAUUUCCCAGAAGGCUCAAGGACACUACAAGAAAAACUACAGAAUCAACUAACCUGGAUCCACAGGGACUCACAGAAACUGAACCACCAACCAAGGAACAUGCAUGAGAGCUGAUAUUUGAGGAAGUGUUUUUAAUAAUCCAAGAAAAAUAUGAUGUAUACAUCCCAUGCAUCACUCUUGCUCUUAAAUGUAGGUACUUUCAUUUGUGGAGAAGCUGUGUAAGGUAGCUGUAUUCAUCAUUCUACAGAUUCUCUAGUAGGUAACAAUGUGGAAGAUGAAGCUAAACUCAAAGAGAAAAGUUAAAGUAAUGAUACUGUGUAUAAGGAGGAUUGUAGAGAGUCAUGUGAUGCCAAGACCAAAACAGCUCGAGAAGAAAAACAUUUUAUGUGCAGAAAUCUGCAAAAUUCUAUUGUUUUUUAUACAAGAAGUACCAGAAAACUACUAAGAAAUGUAAUGAAUGAGCCACAAGCAUCUUUGGAUUAUUUAUCUCACCAGGUUACUGAGCUUAUGAAUAAAGUUCUCCUUUUGACUAUAGAAAUUUUUAGAAAACACCCAGGUCCUUUUUCUCCUGGGGCUGUUCAGUCACAUGGUUUGGAUUGCACUGAUAUUAAAGAUUCGAUUGGCUCUGUCACUAAAACCCCUAGUGGUUUAUAUAUAAUCUUUCCAGAAGGAUCUAGCUACCCAUUUGAGGUUUUAUGUUACCGUUAUGGAGGCAGAACUGAUGGACAACCUCUUCUUCAGAGAAGGCUCAGUGGGACAGCCGACUUCCAAAGGCUGUGGUGUGAUAGGCUGGAUGGAUUUGGAGACCUUUUAGGUAAAAUUUUAUAAUUUUGGUUAGGACUGAAAAGUAUUUUUUACAUAGUAAACCAAAAAGAUUCUAGUUUUAUGCUUCAUGUGGCCCUGGAAUCUGAAGACAGCACACUUGGUUAUGCUUCAUAUGAUAAUUUUUGGCUAGAGGGAACAAAAUUUUUUAAAAUACACUUAGAACAAUAUUCAGGAAAUGUUGGUGAUGCAUUCCAGGGCUUCGGAGAAGAUGAUAAUCAGAAUGCAAUGCCUUUCAGCACCUCAGGUGUUGAUACUGAUGGGUGCCACCCUGCUUGCCUGCUCAGUAGUCAGUCAGUGAAGAGCUGCAGUCACCUGCAUGAAGACACCAGCUGGUGGUUUAGCCAACACAGUCUCACGAACCUAAAUGGCAUCCAUCACAGUCCUGGCAAACUUGGUACAACUGGAAUUCAGUGGGGCACAUGUAUCAAAAACAGCUCAGUUGUCAAGAUUAAAUCUGUUUCAAUGAAAAUUAGAAGAACUUACAACCCAAAUUUAUGUAAUUUUAUUUUAAAUUGUAGUGCAAUUUCCAUAGUUAUUUUUGAAAACAUGUUAAAUUUUUAUAUAGUUUUUUUAACCUAGAGUUUAAUAUUUUAGCCACAAGAUGAGUAUAGAUGGCAUGUUAGUGUUAUGGUUUAAUUAGUAAACUUCAAUGUUGUAGAAUUCUAUAAAAGCAAUCAUGGCA
Mastomys coucha (southern multimammate mouse) is the source of this 2355-nucleotide messenger RNA. It is a transcript of the gene Angptl5, whose product is annotated as angiopoietin like 5. NCBI's taxonomy places the organism in Eukaryota, Metazoa, Chordata, Mammalia, Rodentia, Muridae. The record is from RefSeq and is a predicted model, not a curated record.